Cinara cedri is the source of this 5291-nucleotide messenger RNA. NCBI's taxonomy places the organism in Eukaryota, Metazoa, Arthropoda, Insecta, Hemiptera, Aphididae. The record is from the annotation of a GenBank genome assembly.
UUGCACAAUCCCAAUUGUAUUAUAUUUCAUUUACGUAUCUUACAUUCAUACAGGAUUGCUUUGGGUCAAAAUAUCUCUUAUGGUUUAUUUCUAUCGGGAUUUUGUUCUCAAUAACAUCGGUAAGUACUGCAUUGAAAUAGUUAUGGCUGUUGGGUUAGAAAGAAAUAUUUUUUAGAACUUUUUUUGUAAUUUUCUCUUGAAUUUAGUCGGGUAUGAAAAAAUUAUAAAAUCUGUUCCCAUUACUUACAAAUAAAAGUUUUAAACGAUUUUUCCCAACCCAACAGUUUCAAUCCAAAUUGGAUAUAGCUACCUAUAUUUUAUUGAAUUAAUCAUUACUCAUCAGCAGGGUUCAGAACUUAUAGCUUUUAUAAUCAUCAAAAUAAAAAUCUGCUGAUGACUCUUAUUUGCGUGUUGUCUCUACUGAUAAUUGCCUUCAUCUUCAAAGUGAUCUGAAUAAAUUUGUAGAUUGGUUUGAAAAUAUUGGAUUAUCCUUCAUUAUAUCUAAAUGUAAGAUUUUAACUAUCACACAAAGUUUCUUCGUCAAAUCCUUUCUACUGUUCCUUGUGUUUUCACGACAAUUGUUUAAAAAAAAUAGUAAUAAAAAUAUACAUAACGGUUUUUAAUGACAACCAUCUUUUUAAUUUUUGAAUCUUUUUUAAAUUUUUCCUUAUUAUCUUUAUUAUAUUAAGGUUAAUGAAAAUUAAAAAAAAAAUGAUCUUCCUAAAGUACCAACUAAAGUCAAAAUGCAACAAAAAAGGUCUCUUGUCAUGUUUUGGUUGGAGCAAGAUUUCUAGGAGAAUAGUUGUUUACAGAUAAAAAAAAUAAAUAAAAAAAUACACAUUAUAAUAAAACCAAUACAUCAUUCACUUCACUCAGAGUUUAAAACGAAAAUUAACUAAAAUAUUUAAGUAGUGGUACAUGUCAUAAUUAUGUAUAGAUAUAUAAAGAAAAAAAAUAAUCAGAAAAACUAGAAAAGAGCAAUUUGUCUAAAAACAAUUGAAAUAAUCCAAAAAAACACAUUUUCAAAUUUUAUAUUUGAGAUCAUUGUAACAUGGCAUGAGUUUCUAUAGUAUUCUGUUUGAUUUUAUAAAAAAAUAAGCAAAUGCUUAAAGUUCUGAACCUUGCUCAUCAAGAAUGUGGAAUAUUGAGAAUGUGUAUUUAUGACGUUUAAUAAUUAACAAAGUAAUGGUUUAUUCUGUUACCAACCUUAUAUAGGGUUAUUUUUUUAUCAUGAAUCAGCAAUUAUCUCUGAGAAUUUUAAGUAAAAUUGAUUUCUGUUUUUUUUUUUUUAAUGUUUAUGGAAUUAUGUAAGCUUUAUUUUAAAAAUAUUUUUAAUAGAUAUGCAAUUUAUUACUCUUCCCUACUCCUUCGGUCUAAACUUUAAACUGUUAUAACUCAUAAAUGGUAAAUCUGAUACUAGUGUUAUGCAUAUAAAAAUUUCAAGACAAAUAUUCUUUAUUCAAAUCUGUGUUCAAAAGGGGGUUUCCUAUUUGAAAAUCAAAAGUAUGCAAUUAUUCAAGGUAUAUGGGAUAGGGUAAAAAAUUAAAAAUGGUUUUAAAAUAAAGAUUAGAAAAAACGGAAAUAAAAUUCACUUAAAAUCCUCUGAGGUAACUAUUGGUUCAUGAUAAAAAUCACCCUGUAUAAUUGUCAACUAUAUUUAAGUAAAUAUUUUUAUAUAACAUAUCUAUUUACAUGUGUAUUUUUAAUACCUUAUAAUAUUGUCAACCUACAAGAUUUGAAAAUAUACAUCUUAAAAAGAUUUUAACUAGAAAAGCACAUAAUAAUAAUAAUUUAGGUAGGUAAAUGUACAACUGUUUAAAAUACCUACCUACUACAUGUUACAUUUUCAAAAUUACACUUAUAAAGUUAUAACCCAACAUAAUUUAAUUACAACUCUCAUUUUUAUUAAUAUCCAGUAUUAUGAAGCGACAUUUAAAUAGUAAAAAAAAAAUAAUGUACCUUAAAUGAGGUAAACAAUUUUUUUUCACCUGGUUAAAACACACAUUUAAAAAAAUGAGCUGCCAAAGUAUAGUCUGAAUCCCUCUAAUGACGGCCUUUAAAGUAUAUAAUUCACAAAUUGUAUUUUUAAUUUCUCUGAAAAUAACCCCAGUUGACAUUACAUACAUCAACAUAACAUAACAUUAGACUCAUUAUAUCUAAAAGUAUAUUACAUCAUUCAAGAAAUAAGAUAAGUAUUCCUAAAAUAUUAUAUCUCUGUCAUUUAGUCACCCUUAUUUUAAGGAGUGAAAUCACUAGGUACCUACUUUUGAUUUUCAAAUAUCUAUCUGUACUAAAAAUUUUAUAAAGAAAUAGAUUUUAAUUUAUACACAUUUUAGAGUUGAAAUCUCCCCCCACCCCUCAAAACUUAAAAGUGGAUUAUCUCUUCAAACGUUUGACAGAAAUUAAAAAUAUCACCACCAAAAUUGAUUUAAAUUAAUAUUCCAUCUAUCUAUGAAAUUUGUAUUAUAGUAUGUCAUUUGCAAACAAAAUUAGGAAAUAAUUUUUUCUCCUAAAAUAAAUGUGACAAAAAAUAGUAAAGUAACAUUUUAGUUACUUAUUUUUAAGUAAUCUAAAAAUUAAAUUACAAAAAAAGUUAAUACAUUCCAAGAUAAAUAUUGGGUGUCUUACGUUAUGUUAAUCUCCUUGCUGAUUGCUAUUAAUUUUAAAAUAAUAAUAACAAAAUUGCUUAAACAAAAUUUAGUGAAUCAAAUAAUCUUAAAAUAGCUAACACCUAGUAAUUUGUGAUUUAUUUAAGUAUAUCUUUUAUACGUUAAGAAAAACAAAUUAACUUUUAGAUUAUAUCUAUAAAACUGUCGUUUUCCAAUAAAUAUUCAUUGAAUAAUUAAAUAUACUCUGUUUCGUUAAAGACACUACAUUUAAGUACAAAUUUGUAAUACAAUACUUUGUUCAAAAAUAUAUUACAAUUUAUUAAUUAACUUAACAUUUAAUAAAAACAUUUUAUUCUUCUUAAUUAAAAUUAUUAUAAUAUUUCAUUAAGUAAGUUUAUUAUUAAUUGUGCAAGGUCUAUUUUAUUAUAAAAUGUAGCUUUUUUUAUUUUUAUUAAUAUACAAUAUAAAAAAGUAUUAAUACAAUUUAAAAUAAGUGUACAUAAAAUAUAUGAUUAUUCCUUUUAUUAACUUCAUUUAUUAUAUUUGUAUUUUUUGUUACACAGAAGAAUCGAAAUCAUAGAACACAGCAAUAUGGGUAUUCGUGGACUAAUGUCUUUUAUGCAUAAAAAUUCUACUCUAUAUUUUGAAAAUCACCAACUUAAAGAUACUUUAGUAAUAGUUGACGGAUAUAGUUUGACCUGUUUUCUAUAUCAAUUGUAUGAAAAUAAUACGAGUGCAUUUGGUGGUGAUUAUGACAUUAUAACGAAAUUCUGUGUAGAUUUUAUUAACUUACUUCUAAGAUGCAAUGUAACACCAAUUUUUAUAUUUGAUGGUGCUUAUGAACAACGUAAAAUUAAAACAAUUAUCUGUCGUAAGAUUGAACGAAUUCAAGUUUAUUCCCGACCUAUUAAAACAAGUAGAUGUAUGCCAUGUUUUGGUUGCGAUGUUAUUUUUGAAAUUCUUAAUGACAUGGAUAUACCACAUAUAAAAUGUGAUUUUGAAGCAGACGCUGAAAUAGUAGUUUUAGCCAAAAUAUUAAAUUGUCCUGUAAUUAGUCUUGAUUCUGACUUUUAUGUAAAUGUUGUACCAUACAUACCAUUAGACAUGAUUGUUCUUGAUUUUAAAUCUACAGAAAAAUUUAUAAACUGUAGAUUGUAUAAAGUCGAAUACUUAUUAAAUCAGUUUGGUGGACUGAAUAUCGAGUAUUUACCUUUAGUGGCAUCACUAUUAGGAAAUGAUUACAUAAGACCAGAUACUUUUUCAUCAUUAUUACGAAUAAGUCCCGACACCUAUAACUGUGGAUUAAAACUAAAACGAAUCAUAAAUUGGCUUAAGAAUCAAAAAGACGUAAAUACUGCAGUACAGAAUAUGACACGAAACUUGUUUUAUAACAAAGCUUACAUAUUCAAACAAAUAAAAACCAUUAUAAAUGAGUUUAAAAGGAAGGACAGCAAAUAUUUAUCAUUUCUUCUUCGAUAUAAAAGAAUGAGUAAAUAUCAAGAUUCUUUGAAAAAAUAUAUAAAAAAUGAAAAAAGUAUUCUCCCAAGUUGGUUGGAAUGCAGUUAUCGUAAAGGAAUCAUAAAUUCUGAGGUAAUGAAUAUAUUUGCUUCAAAUACUAUUUUUUUCAGAACACAAAUUGACGACUUUGAAAAACCUCCUAGUUUUAAAAUUUCUUUCAAGAUUUUGAAAAGAAUAAUUGGAUUAAUACUUGGAAAAAAUCAAUCAGUUCAGUGUUUUGGUAGAAUAAAUGGAUCAAAUUUAGGUCAAUACAAACUUACAGCAUACAUAAAAAAACCUUGUGUAACAUUAGCUGAUUUAAACAAGACUAAUUUAGAAUAUCGCAAGAAUAUAAUUUUAGACUUGAUUGGUAUGAAGUUUCUUAAUUUUUUUAAGAUUCCAAAAGAAUGGGAGUUAUUUAUUAUUAUUUUAAUUUACUGGAUUAAUCAAACAAAUAACCAUAAUUCUGUACAAGUGCAUGCUUUAAUUAUAUGUGCCAUAAUAUUAAAUAUACAUAAAAUUGAAGUACAAUCGCAACAUAAAACACUUGAAAAAGAGAGUAUUAUUAAAGAAAAUAUCACUAAAGUAAAAAACGAAGAUUGUAUAAAAGCUAAAAGUAUUUUGUCAGACUAUUUUAAAGUUACUUCAUACAAUGAUAAGAAUAUGUACACCAAAAUUAUGCACUCAUUAGCUCAAUUUCAAUAUUGUGCUUACUAUUUUAUGAUAUUGAAUUCAUUACUUAAUUUUCCAUAUAAACAAUGCCGAAUUGAUAAUUUUUUCAAAGGAUCUUUGUUAUAUAAUUUAAGUGUAAAGUUGGAAAAGGAAAAGCAACCAGAAUUAUUUAUUACAAAACAACUUUUUGAAAAAUUAGAUUCUAUAAAUAUUGUUUACCAGUCUUUAACCAAUCAAUUAGAGAUAUUACUAACAGUUUCAAAGCCAAGAUUAAUGCCUGACACAAGAAACUGUUUUAGACCAAAGCCAAAAAGAAAGUAUAAUAAAUCAAAAAAUAAUUAUUAAGAUAUUAAUACAUCUAUAAUAAUUUAGAUGUUUCUGUACUAUUUUAAAUGUGUAAUUAAGAAAAUGUCCUAUUUUUUACCUUUUAGUUGUACAAUUAUUUAGAUUUUAUUCAUAGUAACGAAUAACUACUUAUUGUAAUUCAAGUUGACAUUAAAAACUAUUCAAGAC